UACAAAAUUAGAAAACUUCACUGUUGUAGGGAAAAUGCAAGGAGGAUACAUUUUUAUUUGGAUGUUUCCUCUUCUUUGCACUUUUGUUGGCAGGGGGGCUGAUGGUGAGAGAGUGACUGGAGUGUUACAUGGGCGAGUGGAGCUUCAUGGACGCUAUGGACAAAGUCCAGAUGUGGACAGAGUGGAAUGGACUAAACAUUCAGCUGAUACUUCAACUAGGAAAUUGAUAUUUAUGGUUAUAAAGCCAAACAUUACUACAUGCACAGAUCCCUGCAGAAAUAUAGACUUUGAUUUACAGACUAUGACGCUUAUUCUGGUUAAUUUGACACUUGAAGAUGAAGGCACUUAUGAGGAGAAAACUACACUGAAAAAUAACACAGUUAAAUAUUUUAAUUUUAUGUUGUCUUUGCUGUAUGCAUCCAACAUCACUAUCUCUUCUUCUCCUGGCUUUCUGACCUUGAAGUGUGAGAUCUUCGGGGAGUUUAAGCUGCUGCGAUGGUUCAGAAAUGACCUUUCACUGCCAGAUGACCAGAGAUUCUCCUUCACUGAGAACAACAAGACCAUGAAGGUGUCCAAUCCAGUCAGAUCAGACUGUGGCACAUACACAUGUCAAGUUUCAAAUGAAAAUGAAACAUCAGAAGUGAAAGUCAGUGUCACAGGUGAAAUUCCUGAAGUUUGUGAAGAUUCUCCAUCAUCAGAUGCCUGGUUUUGUGUAAACGUCUAAUCUACAUUUGAAUAAUAUUAUGGUAAAUAUGGCAGCCAUUACAGGACCAUAUGGAUUCAGAGUCAGCUAGAGUCAGAGUCAGCUGGAGUCAGAGUCUAUUGGAGUCAGAGUCAGCUGACUCCAGAGCUAAAUACUAUCAAAUCUACUUGGUCAUGCUAAUGAGCUGAUUUUCACCAUGGUGAAAGGUCUACACUGCAGGCAGGACAGUUUAGCUCCUGGACCCUUUUACUACAAACUCAGACUACUCUAAUAGGUGCAGUAUGCGGUUAGCAUUGAGUUUUGGCCCAGAGAGGAUGGCGGCAUUUCUGGAUCAUGUUCACGUAUGCCUUCUUUAUAUUUUUACCUGCAUUUUUGGAUGUCAUGGCAAACUGUGUUGACAGACAACGAUUUCUGGAGGUGUUAAUGAGUCCAUGCAGUGAUUUUAAAUGCAGUGCCACCUGAGGACCCGAGGAUCAUGGGAAUCCAAUUUUGAUUUUCGCCUUUGUCCCUUGUGCACAGAGAUUUCUACAGAUUCUUUGAAACUUUGAUGACAUAAUGUACAGUAAAUGAUUAGAUAUUCAACCGUUUUGCAAUUUUAUGUUGUGGAACAUUAUUCUGAAAUUGUUCCUCAAUUUGUAGACACAGUCUUUCACUGAUUGGUGAAGUCCUGACCAUCUUUACUUCUAAGAGACUCUGCCUCUCUAAGAUACACUACUUAGACCCAAUCAUCUGACUGGCCUGUUGUCAAUGAACCUAAUCAGUUGCAAAAUGUUUCUCCAACUGUUUAA
This is a messenger RNA of Silurus meridionalis, 1491 nucleotides long. RefSeq names its product carcinoembryonic antigen-related cell adhesion molecule 2. NCBI's taxonomy places the organism in Eukaryota, Metazoa, Chordata, Actinopteri, Siluriformes, Siluridae. The coding region runs from base 35 to 724 and encodes 229 amino acids. The transcript is spliced from 4 exons. The record is from RefSeq and is a predicted model, not a curated record.